CGCUGCGCUGCGUUGAGCUGCGCUGGGGCCAUGGGGCGGGCGGCCGCGGCGCUCCCGCGUCUCCCCCUCUCCCUGCUGCUGCUGCUGCUGGUGCCCGGGGCCCUGGGGCUGCGGCUGCUCCUCAGCGCCCCGCCGCCCUUCGACUGCUCGCAGCCGGGUCUAAACUGCCUGGUAAGAAAUAGUACCUGCAUGGACCAGAGCUGGUUACAGGUUCUCCAAUGGACUCCCUCUGCUCCAAGCGUUCUUGAUGUCCACCCUGACAUUUUCCAUGAUGAGGGAAAACUGCUCCCUGUGCUGCGGAUAGAGUGGAAGGUGGCUACUGAUGCAAGCAUUCAGUAUCUCCGGGGAGUGGAACUGGCUGUGCUGCAAGUGAACAAUAAUCAACAAAUCUGUGCCCAGUUUGACUUUCAGAACAAUCUGCCACUUCAGGUCCGUCCGGAUGGAGGCCGGUGGAACUUCACCUUCAACCGCUUUGAGGUGGAGCCUGGCCAGAUGUACCAAGUGACUGUCCAUCAUCUGCCCAAACUGGGCACCAGUGGAGACCGCAACUGCAAAUCCACAUCUUACACGGUGCCUGAUUGCAGGGACCCUGUGAUGAAAACAACCAUGCCAUGUAUGCAGACAGGCAGCCUGUGGGAGCCCAGUAUUGAUGGCAAAAGUCUAGAUGACAGUUCUCUGUUGGUGAGUUUUAACCCAGGGAUGGAGUCAGCCCGAUACCGGAUCCAUGUGACCAGUUUCCCAGAUGAGGAAAAGCAAUGUAGAGAGACCACACGUGAUAUUUAUGAGCCUCUGCAGAGCGGACAGCAGCACCGUGUGAAUGUCACUGUCAAAAUCGAGAAAAACUUAAAAGCCUGUUGCAGAUACAAAGUACAGAUUCAACCAUUCUUUACCAUUUGUGGCACCGACUGUCUGAGACAUUCUGCUGUCAUCCCAUGUCCCUCCGUUGCUCCAACUACACAACCUGCAGAUGAUCCGAUUAUGUGGCUAUACUGGUGUAUCACUGGCAUCUGUAUUUUACUGGUGGGAUCGGUCAUAGCUGGUGCUAUUUACAUGACCCGAAGACAAGUAGGCCGCCAGCACAGGAAAUAUAGCAGCCAUGAGCUGUUACCUCCACAGCUGACUCCACCAUCCCUGAGGCCCCGGAAGGUUUGGAUUGUGUACUCUGCUGACCACCCACUCUAUGUGGAUGUGGUGCUAAAGUUUGCCCAGUUCUUGAUCACAGUCUGUGGUACUGAGGUAGUCCUGGAUCUGCUGGAAAAGCGUCAGAUUUCAGAGAUCGGGGCCUUACCCUGGCUUACUCGACAGAAAAAGGAAAUGGAGGAGCUAUCUUCAAAGAUAAUCAUUUUGUGUUCUCGGGGCACCCGGGCCAAAUGGCAGGCUAUGCUUGGGAAGGAGGGAACAGCUGUCUCUCUCAAGCAAGAUCAGUGGCAGCCUACUGGAGACAUGUUCACUCCGGCCUUGAAUUUGAUCCUGCCAGACUUCAAGAAGCCAGCUUGUUUUGGCAUGUAUAUAGUCUGCUAUUUUGAGGGCAUAAGUGAGGAUAAGGAUAUUCCUGACCCAUUCAAUGUCACAUCCAAGUACCAGCUGAUGGACAGGUUUGAGGACAUUUACUUUCUGAUCCAGGAUAUGGAGAAGUUUGAACCAGGGCGGAUCCAUCAAAUCCAGGAGAUCACCGCUGAAAACUACGCUGAAAACUCCAAUGGCUGGAAGUUGAAGGAGGCAGUACAGACAUUCCAGGAAUGGCAGGCAAAGCACCCUGAUUGGUUUGAGAGAGAGAACAUGUGCUCAGAAGAUGAGGAGUCUCUGGACAAGGAAAUACCAGAAGAAUUCAUGCCGGGUAAUGAAGAGGUAAUUAAAAAACAGCAGCUGCAUUUUCAAGAGCCUGAUCCCAAUGGUUGUUGUGCAAUUAGCCUCCAUGUGAAUGAAGAUGAGGGUGGAAAUUUUAAACUGCAGCUUCAGCUUAAUCCACAGUGGAAUCCAACUUUCCAGACACUGAUGAUUCCCGUGGAUGAGGCACCUCCAGUUCAGAUGGUGGAGCCAAUUUCUAUUACAGAAGGUAAAAAUGCAGCUAGUCAUCAGGUGAUGACCAACACAGACUGGAUGGAAGGAAUCCCUCUGCUGGAGACUAGUGUCCCAAUGAGGAACAGCAUCAUCCCUCAUGAUGAUUUUGAUGUCCCAUCAUCAGACAACCAGAGAUUUGCAGAUCACCUCCCAAAUGAAAUGAGGCAGGAGCUGGAGGGGUUAAUGUACUCUCUUUACCAGCAAAGUGUCAUUCCUUCUGCGUCAUCUCUCCAUCAAGAAGAUGCUGAAGAGCAGCAGCAGCAGGUGGUUUUCAAUAACCCUUGCAAAGAUCAGAGACAGUCAGUGCAAUCAGACCAGGGCUACAUCUCCAGAUGUUCCCCUUUGCCUCCUGAUGAUCUGGUGGAGGAAGAGGAGGACCAAGAACAGGAAAACAAGAUGCCUUCUCAGUAUCUCCCUCCAGAGGUCUUGGACAGUCUAAAGAGCCUCCAACAGAAGCUGCUUUUCCAGGAAAUUCAGCAGAAAUCUGUCUGGGAGCACAUGGGUGGGAUGAUGGACACAGGUCAUUGUGCAGCAGACUCUUAGACUCUCUGUCCAGGACCAUCCCAUUUGAAAAAUAGGGCUCGAGGAUGGUAGUGUGUAUAAUUUCAGCACUCUUCUUCAAGCAGUCACCUCAUCCUUGUAAAACAAGGGUCCUAUGUUCUAAUCGGUAGGAAAUCUCUAACUGAUGCAUAUCACCCAGAGGCAGACUUGCCAAGUGAAUACAGUAUGGUCCACCUACCUAUACCUCUUAGAGCACAACUGUUACCUCCCAAUCUAUCUCUGAGUGGAGGAAGAUGACAGCAGUGUUAGUCCCCUGCAUGUGCUGUGGAGGAAUUGGUACUAAAUCUGUGUGUAGAAUCCUCUGUGAACUAAUUACAGGCAAAUUAUUGUGGUCCAUCAGGCUGCAUCUCUCAGGAUGCCUGUCACACUAUCAUUCCAGGUUACUGUAGAGGACUAAAGUCACGGUUCUGGAGGAGAGGGUAAAGACUGAUUCUGAUAUCAGAGUUUAUUAGCUAAGCUUUAUUGUAAAUGCAGUAGUAAGUAAUUCAUACCUCAGAUCACAACCAGUGAUGACUACGGCCCUACCAAAUUCACUGUCCAUUAUGGUCAAUUUCAUGGCCACAGGAUUUGAAGAUUGGUAAAUUACACAUUUUCAGAUGUUUAAAUCUGAAAUUUCACAGUGUUGUAACCGUGGGGGUCCCGACUCCAAGCGAUUUGUGUGCGUUGUGGGGGAGGGGUGUCGCAAACCUGUUGUAGGGGAGGUCUUGGGAUUGUCACCCUCACUUCUGUGCUGCCUUCAGAGCUGGACUGUCCCUCCCCUGCCCACUCAGAGCUAGGAGCCCCUUUUGCUGGCGCGCUCCUAGGAACAAGGGGACAUCAGAUUUCACGGGGAAGGGCUUAUUUCACAGUCCAUGUCGUGUUUUUCAUAGCCAUUAAAUUGAUAGGCCCUAGUGAUGACAGAUCCCAGUAGACCCACUUGUGAUAGUACCUGGGUGCUGGGAUUUUCUAAUGCAUUACACAUGUUGGCAUUGGCAUACUUGCCUGGCCAUUAAGCAGCAGAGCAGGAUGCUGAGCAAUAAUUGGGAUGAACAUUUUUAAGUGGGUAGUUUUGUCUCCUUGGUACUUUCCCCUCAACCCAUGAUGAGUGGAAGACACUUGAAAAGCAGCAAUACCGAAGAUGUAAGCUUGGUCGUCAGAAAAUGGGAUAGGAGCUUGCAGUGUAAUUACAGCAGAAAAAAGAAUGUGCUUUGGGGCUGCAUAUGGUCUUCACAUAAUAGAUCAGGGAGGAAAUGUGUUUUUUCUGUUGCACUGAUAGUUCUAACCAUGAUAUUGUAUUCUUUUCUGGGCAUCUCAAUAUCAGGAAGACUUCAAAUUGGAAAUAUGGUGAGAAAAGCAGUAAACACAAAUAAGGGUCUGAAAGACUGGAAGGAAAAAUUAGUAGUAAACAGGGCUGUCAAUCACAUUUAAUGGCUGUGAUUAACUGAAAACAAAAUGAACAUUUUAAGCCUGUAGCAGGGGAGCUGAAAAAGCCUCAGCCUGCAGCUCCAUGGGCAGCAGGGGAAGGAUUAAAGGAACCCCAGAGUGCAGCUCCCCAGGCAUUGGGGGAGGGGUUGAAAAAGGCCCAGCCCACAGCUUCCCAGGUAGCAGGAGGGCUGGAGCCCUGUGCCCUGAGGGGGCAUGGGCAGCAGGUUGCAUGGGCUGGGGGAGGCUCUGCCUCCUCAAACAGCCAGGCGUGGCCCCACCCCCUGCUUACCACCGCUCCCCACGUGCUGCUUCAGUCCUCCAGCCCCCAGUGCUCUGGCUGGGGCCGCCUGCCUUCCCGCGCUCUGGGGUGGGGGGUGCUGCGGCCGCCUGCGCUCCAGGAUUGGUGGGGUCGGGGGCUGCACACUACCCGCCUUCCCAGCACUCCGGGGCCACCCGCUUUGCUGAUGCUCCUUUGGGACUGGGGCGGAGGGGGACUAUCCUGGGGCAGGACUGGGAUAGUGGCCACGGUGGGAGGGGCUCAGCUCCAGUGGGGCAGGAGGGGGGGCCUCAGGCAGAAGGGAUUGAGGACUAGCCUCCCCCAACCGGCAGUUCACAUGCUGCCCAUGCAAGGGAGGCUGAAGCACCGAGCGGGACAGAAACCCAGAGCCCCCAGCCCUGAUCCUAUAUUUGAAAAUAUAGAAAACCCCAAAAAAUAUUUAUAUAAAUGGUAUUCUAAUAUUGUUUAAUAGUGUGAUUUAAACUGCAGUUAAUUUUUUUAAUCACUUGACAGCCUUAGUACUAAGCAUAGCUUGAACAUAUGUUGCCUAAGGGUGGGGAAUAUAACCAACAAGUGGGGGAUGCUGGAGUGAAACCAAUAUAAGAUGAUCCCUGGAGAUGUAACUAGUAUUAACGUAAAUUUGAACAAAGGAAGUUCAGGCUAAACAUUGAAAAAAAAUUCCUAGUAGUGGAGACUGCGGAGUCGUCUCCCACAAGUAGUGCUGGAAACUUCAUCAGUUGAGAGAUUUCAAAACUGGUUUUAACAAACUAGGAGAACACUCUGUAGUGAACAAUCCAGCACUGUCCCUUGUGGGAUGGGCUAGAUAGAAAAGUAAACUUAUUUAAAGCUGGAGAUUACCCCAUGCACUGCGGCAGCUUGUUCAACUCAGCCAACCAGGGAAUGGCUUUGAGGAGUGUAAGCCCCCAACCCAAAGUGCCUUUUUUCCUCUCCCAUGUUAGGAUCAUACAAGACUGCUGCCUUUCCACCUUGCUAAUUGCACAUAUCGGACAAGAUGUAAUCUUAUGUCUUGUAUUUACAUGAAGCAUUUGUCCAUUCCUGAGAUGGCUGAUUUUCUUCAGCCUAUGCUGAUUACAUCUGAACAACUUCUAGUAUUUUGUUUUUAUAUAAUUUAUACAUUGGCUUUUCAAAUGAAAGUUUUGAGAAGCUAUUACUCCACAUUGCCACUUUUGCCUAUGCAACCAAUACAAUGAUAUAUUUUUAUAACUGAUUGUAUCUAGUUUUUUCCUAAUUUUCUUUUUUAAUUAAAGGAAUAAUAUACUUUCAGAAGAUGCUCACACUGAAAUGAUUAAAGGAUCUAGAAUGUCCUCCUUCAUUUGAUCUUCACCUAUGCAGGACACUUCCUCCUAGAACUCAAAACAAAGCACUGAAGUAUGAAAUUGAGCCAGUCAUGAAAUGCCAAAAUGUUGAGGAACAAGGGUGCCACCUGGGACAAGGGGAGGGAGGGAAACCCCUCAUUGAAAGUUGCCUUCCUCACAAAAAUAUUUGUCUGUGGAAUUUGGUUAGCUGAAUGUAGGACCAUCAGCAACCAGAACUGUCCAUCUGCCUGUACAGCCACACAGCAGCAAACAGAAAAGCUCCUGCAAAUAACAAUGCUCAGGACCAGGAGCUAUCUUCAUUUUAUGUUUUGUAUAGGGCCAAACGUGCGUUGGGACUAAACAAAUAAAUAGCACUGAGCUCAACAUGCUCUACGAUCAUUUAUCCCUAUGACCACUGAGGGGGAAAUAAAUGUUACUGCUGUUAGAGAUGGGGAAAGUAAGGUGCCAGAAGUGCCUUUUUUUAAUGCUGUUGCUUUGUUGUAAGCCAUGAAGACUUCACAAUUACCUGUACGGUUUGUGUUUGUUUUUGGUAAGUCCCUUUCAAGUAAUAUCUUAAACUGUGCUGAGCUCAGAGGAGAAGUGCUGCCUGAACUGUGUUCUUGACUUGCUUAUAUCCUUCUCAGGUAGUUGUCCUUUUAGGUUGAAAUUUCUCAUUGUUUCUGAGUGAGGAAGUGAAUGUUGAAGAAAAUCCAUUGUCGCUUUUAAGUAAUCAAACGGGGAGGGCAAAUAGUUUUUAGUGAACAUUUUAAUGUAAACUAUUAGCAUUUAGUUUGUGAACGUGCCCUGCAAUACCCAAAUCAACACACUGAUGAUAAACUCAAAGGGAAAGACA
Molecule: messenger RNA, 6472 nt
Organism: Mauremys mutica (yellowpond turtle)
Lineage: Eukaryota; Metazoa; Chordata; Testudines; Geoemydidae
Gene: IL17RA
Product: interleukin 17 receptor A
Exons: 13
Coding region: 31-2604 (857 amino acids)
Molecular function (GO): interleukin-17 receptor activity
Source: RefSeq, a predicted model, not a curated record